Drosophila simulans is the source of this 373-nucleotide messenger RNA. RefSeq names its product drosomycin. The coding region runs from base 67 to 279 and encodes 70 amino acids. The transcript has a single exon. The record is from RefSeq and is a predicted model, not a curated record. NCBI's taxonomy places the organism in Eukaryota, Metazoa, Arthropoda, Insecta, Diptera, Drosophilidae.
AGCGAUCAAUUUCUUGAGGGUUGCAUUUCGUCAAUUACUAAAUCAACUAAGUCAACUCCUACCGAAAUGAUGCAAAUCAAGUUCCUAAUUGCCUUGUCCGCUGUCUUGAUGCUGAUUUUCCUGGGAGCGGAAGAAUCGCAUGCCGACUGCCUUUCCGGAAGAUAUAGGGGUUCCUGUGCUGUGUGGCACAGGAAGAAGUGCAGAGAUAUCUGCCAUAGAGAAGGACGAACCAGUGGACACUGCAGCCCCAGUCUAAAAUGCUGGUGCGAAGGAUGCUGAAUAAGAUGUACAUGUAUACCCAUUUAGGUUAGAAGAGUCUAUCCAUGUGCAUUGAGUAAUAAAUAGACAACCCUUCCUGACCUAUGGAUAAAAA